Messenger RNA from Mesorhabditis spiculigera, 432 nucleotides. NCBI's taxonomy places the organism in Eukaryota, Metazoa, Nematoda, Chromadorea, Rhabditida, Rhabditidae. The record is from the annotation of a GenBank genome assembly.
AUGCCAUUUCAGCAGCUGGCUAGGAUCAUGAUCUCCAUAAAUCGAUGCUUCGCUAUCUCAUUCCAUGGCAGAUUCUAUCGAUGGCUUGAGACCCAACGUCCUCUUUUCUAUACUCUGGCUCUGGGAUUGCCGAUGCUGGGAGCUAUUCCAUUAUUCUUUCCGGACUGUCGUGUACGUUUUUACACGGAUCCAAUCAUAGUGGUUGAUGGCCUAGACGGAAGUUGUGCCACGAUGUACGUAUUUGUGACUACAUUCGUCACCGGUUACGCGAUGCUCGUAAUCACGGCUUGUUGCGAAUUUACUGUUCUCUAUUUACUCGUGAAGAGGCAUAGACAAGCCAUCGCCCUACACGAUUUCGCCCGCGACCAACGCUCCAUCCGGCCACAAUUACGAUUCGGAGCGCAAGUUAGUUUUUUCCAAAGCACGGGUAAU